AUGCGACGGAUGCUGAAAAUAGCUCCAUUUCUGCAACAGACCUCGAUGAGCAUCAACCGGCACAGCGGCGGCGGCUCCAACAUCCUCCGGGGCGGGAAGCGGUCGUACGAGUGCAGUACGCUCGUGGGCAACUUUGUCGAGGAGGCGUACCGGCCGGGCGUGCCCAAGGCUAAGGGCCUCUCGUCGGCCAUGUACGUCACGUCGACGCAAGACCAAAUGAACCACGGCGCGCCGCGCCCGGCCUUCGGCGCGGGCCUCCAGCCGAGCAUGAACCCGCGCUACGACUACAACAACAUUGUGGGCGCGGACCGUGACGCGUCGCCGUCGACGUGGAUCUCGCUGCAGCGGUCGACGCACGCCAACAGCGCAACGCCGACCGAGUUUGCGGCGCCGCGGGAGCUCAAGGGUAACUGCCCGGCGCCCGAAGAGAUGGAAGUGAUUCGCACCAAGUGGACGAAAGAACAGGACGGGCUCAAGGCGCAGCGCUUCAUGACCGAGGCUGUCUUCACCCAGGGCGGCGUCGUGCCGGACCGGUUCCGGCAUGAGCUGCUCUUCAAGCCGCAGCAUGACGACGACGAAUGA
This is a messenger RNA of Saprolegnia diclina VS20, 582 nucleotides long. RefSeq lists its product as hypothetical. The record is from RefSeq and is a predicted model, not a curated record. The transcript has a single exon. Bases 1 to 582 code for a protein of 193 amino acids. NCBI's taxonomy places the organism in Eukaryota, Oomycota, Saprolegniomycetes, Saprolegniales, Saprolegniaceae.